GGGUGGGACAUGGUCUGAUUGGGGAAAGGUGAGCGCGCAGGUACAGAGGAGCUGUGUGACUCUGCUCAUGACGUGUCGGACACCGUUGUUCCUUUAGGGCAGAGAUAUCUACUAUUAGAGCCAGACACGACCCCCGCCACGCGUAAAACACAGAGAAUACGCGUGUUUGGUCAUUUGUCUCAACGAUCGAAAGCUUUGGAGUUUCAGGGUUUUCGUUGCAGCGAGUUUCGGUGGGCCUUGGCCUGGUGAAGACAAAGGGAUUGUUUGUUGUUUGUUAUUUGUUUUACAAUCGUAGAGUUUAUGGAGAUCUCAUCUGUUGUCGUGAUUUGGAUCGUUUCAGGUUUUUGGUCGGCUUCUGCGCAAAGCUGUGGCCGACCACCUGCUGCGGAGAACAGGAUUGUGGGAGGGUCGGCUGCCACAGAAGGGAAAUGGCCGUGGCAGGUGGACAUACAGAAAACAACAGAGGGACACAUCUGUGGAGGCUCCUUAAUUGCUCAAGACUGGGUCCUAUCAGCUGCUCAUUGUUUUCCAAAUCCAUCAGAUUUAAGCUCCCACGUCGUAUAUGUUGGCCGCUACCAGCUCAAUGGCAUUAACAUGCACGAGUCUUUUCAUCAAAUACGUCGGGUUGUGAUUCCUGAUGGUUACACAGAGCCCCACAGUGGGAGGGAUAUGGCUCUACUACAGCUGUCCACCCCGGUCACCUGGUCAGAUUAUGUCCACCCUGUGUGCCUACCCACCUCUGGGACGCUCUUCCCCAGUGGCAUGACGUGCUAUGUGACUGGCUGGGGCAACAUCCGAGACGAUGUCCCUCUUCCAGGAGUAGGUACUCUGCAGGAGGUUAAAGUACCAAUCCUGUCCCAGAGUUCAUGUCAGGAAAUGUACAACCUAAACCAAAAGGAGCAGAUCGACAUACUGUAUGACAUGAUCUGUGCUGGAUAUCAGGAGGGGGGCAAGGACUCCUGUCAGGGCGACUCAGGGGGACCUCUGGUGUGCCAGAUGGUGAAUGGGACAUGGGUGCAGGCAGGUGUGGUGAGCUUUGGACUGGGCUGUGCUCAUGCAAACCAACCAGGAGUGUAUUCCAGACUGACCAGCUACAGCAGCUUCAUCCUCAGGACCGUGCCCGAGGUGCAGCUGUACGGCCGAGGUAAUCACAUGGGUGGAAGCACGUUGGUCUUGUUAGGCUGCCUCACCACCCUCCUGACCCUCCUGACCAUCCUUUCCAGAUAAGACUCAGAACUCAGACUUUUCUUAGACCGGUUAAUGAAGGUGAAACUCCACAAGGACUUAAAGAUUUUAGUCCACUUUUUGUUAAUCAGAGCACAAAGCCAUAAUGAACACUAACUGUAUUAUAAUCACUAGAUGUUUGUAAUAAUCUAACAUGUAAGUUGAUGUAUGCUUUAUAAAAUGAGUAAAAUUAAUAAAUUGUGUAUUUUGUAAAAAAAAAAAAAUCUUAAUUGCUAGACGUUUUAUAAUUUUAUAUUAAAGAAAAUAUUUCAUUCAUUCAUUUAUGAUUUCUGUAAUUGUAUUAUUUGAACAUGAAUUAUGUGGUUAUCCAUUUCAUGUAAUAUCUUGUCUCGCCAUAUUUCAGAAAAAGUCCCUUG
This is a messenger RNA of Periophthalmus magnuspinnatus, 1601 nucleotides long. RefSeq lists its product as uncharacterized. The transcript is spliced from 6 exons. Gene Ontology annotation, biological process: proteolysis. The record is from RefSeq and is a predicted model, not a curated record. Bases 301 to 1227 code for a protein of 308 amino acids. Gene Ontology annotation, molecular function: serine-type endopeptidase activity. Lineage: Eukaryota; Metazoa; Chordata; Actinopteri; Gobiiformes; Gobiidae.